Molecule: messenger RNA, 1242 nt
Organism: Exophiala bonariae
Lineage: Eukaryota; Fungi; Ascomycota; Eurotiomycetes; Chaetothyriales; Herpotrichiellaceae
Exons: 1
Coding region: 1-1242 (413 amino acids)
Molecular function (GO): pyridoxal phosphate binding; catalytic activity; molybdenum ion binding
Source: RefSeq, a predicted model, not a curated record
AUGGACAACUUCAUCACCUAUCUUUUCCCUGCUAUUGUGGCAGGUUUGAUUUAUCGGUUAAUCAUUCGGAGACCAAAUUCUGAGCUAUCCCUUAAGGGCUACCAAAAGCUGACGACCAAUGGAGCCUCAAACAUGCAUGACGAGUAUGACGUGAGAUAUACCAAAUCAGCAAGUACACCAGACGAUUCACAGACGAAUAAAUGGAAGGUGAAAGCACUUUUUAUCCAUCCCAUCAAAUCGUGCGCCCCGGUUGAACUCUCCUCUGCAGAUGUUGAUGCGGCAGGCUUCACGUGGGACCGGAAGUUUGCAUUUGCAGAACUCUUGAAACCUCAGACACGUCUCGAUGCAUCAGAAGCCGAGAAGAAAGCCAAAUGGACCUUCCGAACUCAGCGGACGCCAGGUCUCGAGAAGCUUGCAAAUGUAAAAUCGGAGAUCUGGCUAGCUCCUAAAGGUCACAACCAAACUUCAACGGGUCUUGAGAGCGCAGGAUUUCUGGUUGUCAAGUAUCCUUAUACUCCAUCAGGCAUCCUCGCUCCCGUGUUGCGGAUUCUCCUUUCACUGGGCUUACUACCAGUAGAAACAUCUUUCCGCGUUCCACUAAACCCCCCACAAGACCAUCAAUAUCCCAUAGAACAAGUCACCAUCUGGCGAGAUAGUCCAAACUGGCUGAACUAUGGUGUUCAUGUUCCAGUCAGCCUUAGCGCGUAUUUGGGAGUUAGCAAUCCCUUGACCCUGUUCAGGGUUGAACCAAAAAGCUAUCGGGAGGUAUACCGCUGCGCACCUCGCCGAGAGAAUCUAGGAUAUCAACCGGUUGUGGGUUUCGCAGAUGCAUAUCCUGUCCACCUACUAAACCUUUCAUCGGUUCGUGAUAUUGGGGACAAAAUCAAGACCGCGAUUCCUCGCUUUUCAGCGAAACGAUUCCGGUCAAACAUUCUGGUUGUUGGACCCAAUGCAUAUAACGAAGACGACUGGAAAAAGGUCAGGAUUGGUGACCACGUUUUUUACUGUGCCUGCCACACAGUUAGAUGCCGACUACCAAACGUCGACCCUGAUACUGCUGAAAGACACCCCGUUGAACCUGACAAGAUUCUAAAAUCCUUUAGAUGUAUUGACGAUGGAGAUCCUCUCAAUGCAUGUCUUGGACUUCAACUAGUACCCGCUGAAUCCCAGACUUUUCAACUGAAGAUUGGGGACGAGAUCGAGGUUUUGGAAAGAGGUCCCCACCACUAUAUCAAGCAAUAA